Molecule: messenger RNA, 982 nt
Organism: Saprolegnia diclina VS20
Lineage: Eukaryota; Oomycota; Saprolegniomycetes; Saprolegniales; Saprolegniaceae
Exons: 1
Coding region: 399-836 (145 amino acids)
Cellular component (GO): membrane
Source: RefSeq, a predicted model, not a curated record
UUUCACUUUGCAUGUCUUAUCGCUGCGUCAUGAUUAGAUGAGCAGGAAGCAGCGAUAACGGCCGUGCAGGAACCUUAUCACUGCAAUGCAAGUAUAACGUGCCCGACGGUCAUACAUGCAUGCAUCUCUCGUCCCGCCACAGGUCGCCGAAGGUUACAAGCGUGUUUCAGAGCGUAACGUCAAGAGCGACCGACUGAUCCUUGCCCAAGGUCCUCAUCUUGGCUGACACGCUGGGUGCACUCGCUUGACCGGUCGAUGCGUCUUGGCCAACUGGCUGCCAAUCCCCUUCCUAGAAGGAGCUUCCAGCGACCAGGCACUGCGAAACUGCAUUACCUCCAGCGCUCCAAUUUCCCCAUGACCUCUCAUACUUAAUUGCGACAGACGGCGGCCAUCACACCAUGGUUGAGUUUCUACGCAUCCACCUCGUCCUCGGGACGCUCCUCGAGGUCGUCUCCUUCGCGCGCCUUGUCUUCACGGACACGCCCUUCGUGGAGCUAUUGCCUACCGUGACAGACCCAUCGUUCGAUGCUGUGCCCGCCGUCCGCCGCCUCUACGCACUCUACGUGCUCACGCUUGCGACCCUCCGCUUCGCCACGGCGUGCGACAUGACCAACGCCGCCCUCUUUGGUGCGCUCACGGUCGCCCACGUCAUGGAGGCCGCGUACUCGGUGCUCGAAGUUCUCGUCUUUGCCGACGUUCCGGUAUCGUCGCUCUUGACGCUGGCCCACGCGCCCAAGUCGGCGAUGCUAGCGGUCCUGAUCGCCCAAAUGCUCUUUAUCGGGACGGGCUACUUUCGCUACGUCGUGCCUCACAGUGCCAAGCUAAAACGCCAGUAAACGCUGGACGUUCUCUGUAUAACAGCGACCAAGACGUCUUAGGUUGAUGAUAUAGCAGCGUGCCAGUAGGCAUGCAAACAGCGCUGUCCUUCCUCGAACGCGAACGUAUCCAUGUGUCCUGCGUCCGCAACGGGGCAGAAGCGCAG